CAUGAGAAGACAUCUCAUCUCAGAAAUAAAGUUCCAAUCGUUCUGCUCAACGCAUGAAUUGUCCGCAAAUCUGUCGACAUCAAAUCGUAUAAAUCAGCAAGUCAUUCAAAAAUCAAUCAUGCUCAUUAGUAUUACACCCAAAAACUCGGCAACUUCCAAUCUUCCAAUGACUUCCCGGUCACCUAGAUACUCUGUUCUCUCUCGGAAUUGGACACCCGGAUCGUCGAUUCAGUUUGCGCCUCCUCCCACCACGAAGACUCAUAUGCAGAAUGCUACGCUUCCUUUUGUGUCAAGGCUUUGCGCAACCACUCGGGUUAAACAACAGGACUUUCCCAAGCAGGCAAAGCUUCAAGCCAAGCACAUUCAACGUUUUCAUGUCAAGCAGACUGGUGGAUUUUGCGGCACGGUCCUGUUUAAGGUCUUAAGGACAAUGUUUCUCAUGUCUCUGACAAGUUCAUGUCCUCUUUCUUAUGGACUUUCCACGAUUUCCAUCGGUGGCAUCAAGGAAGAUGUCAAAGAUUUGGUAGCGUGUCUCAUUUUCAGACUAAUUUCGACGAAUCAGGGCGAGUUCAAGAUCGUAAAUCCUCGAGUCUCCAAUCUCAAAGAAGAAGACCGUCCGCGUCGCCUGCCUCGCCGCUCACCUGGCAGCCGAUCGAGCCAGUCACCAGACCCACUAUCAGUCUCCGCUAUCACCCCGCCUGCAAUCCUCCGAUGCCCUAAACGCGCCCUUAUCAAGACAGAAGAAAUCGACUUGCCCGGUGAUGCAACGGUGGAGUCUGAUGUCAACGACUCCCCCAGCGGCAUAUUGAAGAGCCGCUCGAAUCUGACGAUGGCGAGCCAUCCCCACGCACACCGCUACAAGAAGGCAAAGACUCCAUUCGAUAUCGAAGAAGUGAUAGCCAAAAGAGAGGCUGAGCGGGAAGCGAACAGAGCAGAUGCUGAGUCUUCCGAAAACAUUUCGACCGAAGAUGGCGUUGUCUUCUUCUCGGUCGAAGAGGCUACUCCGCCGCCAGAGCAGCUGCCCGAUUAUCACCCUGGCGCAGUCCCAAACUCAUCUCACACUGCUCGGCCCAGAUCAGCAGUCUUUCUCGCUCGCCAGAAAUUCCUGAAGACAAACAACGAUUGGGAGGUCGGAAAGCCACGGCCUGGGAGAUUCAAAGAAGUUUUCUACGAAUACAAGCCGCUGAAAGGGAUGAAGCCCAGAGAAUGGCCGCAGUGA
Messenger RNA from Colletotrichum godetiae, 1219 nucleotides. RefSeq lists its product as uncharacterized. Lineage: Eukaryota; Fungi; Ascomycota; Sordariomycetes; Glomerellales; Glomerellaceae. The annotation marks the transcript as partial. The record is from RefSeq and is a predicted model, not a curated record. The transcript has 6 exons.